This is a messenger RNA of Drosophila novamexicana, 1482 nucleotides long. RefSeq names its product homeotic protein Sex combs reduced (gene Scr). The transcript has 3 exons. Gene Ontology annotation, cellular component: nucleus. Bases 50 to 1330 code for a protein of 426 amino acids. Gene Ontology annotation, molecular function: RNA polymerase II cis-regulatory region sequence-specific DNA binding; DNA-binding transcription factor activity, RNA polymerase II-specific. Gene Ontology annotation, biological process: anterior/posterior pattern specification; regulation of transcription by RNA polymerase II. The record is from RefSeq and is a predicted model, not a curated record. NCBI's taxonomy places the organism in Eukaryota, Metazoa, Arthropoda, Insecta, Diptera, Drosophilidae.
UACAAUUUUAAGAAAGCAAAGAUAGAAAUCUUAGUGUACCGGCCACAAAAUGGAUCCCGACUGCUUUGCCAUGUCCUCGUACCAGUUUGUCAACUCACUGGCCUCCUGCUAUCCGCAGCAGAUGAACCCGCAGCAGAGUCAUCCGGGCGCCAAUGGCAGCACUGGCAACAGCGGAGGCGCGGGCGGUGCGAACGGCGGGCAGGGUAACUCGGGUGCGGCGACGCCGGGGGGCAACGACUACUUCCCAGCAGCAGCCGCCUACACGCCCAACUUGUAUCCGAACACACCGCAGGCCCACUAUGCGAACCAGGCGGCCUAUGGUCUGGGCGGCGGAGGCGGGGCGCCGGGCGGUGGGCAGGCCAAUCCCGAUAUGGUGGACUAUACGCAGCUGCAGCCGCAACGGCUGCUGUUGCAGCAGCAGCAACAGCAGCAGCAGCACGCCCAUGCGACGGCCGCCGUUGUCGCCCAGCAACAACAACAACAGCAGCAGCAGCAGCAACAGUUGCCGCAACAGCAGCAACAACUCCCGCAACAACAACAGCAACAGCAGGCGAGCAUUAGCUGUAAAUACGCCAACGAUCCGUCGACGCCUGUUGGCAACAACAACAAUAACAACAGCGCCAACAGCAACAACAACAACCAGUCGCUGGCCAGUCCGCAGGAUCUCUCCACGCGCGACAUCUCCCCCAAGCUAUCGCCCAGCUCCGUGGUGGAGAGCGUAGCCCGUUCCCUCAACAAAGGCGUGCUCGGCGGCAGCCUGGCCGCCGCCGCCGCCGCCGUGAGUCUUAAUAACAACCACAGCAGUGGCAGCGGCGGUGGUGGCGGAGGCGGAGGCGGCGGUGGCGGUGGCCCCGGACCCGUCAAUGUGAAUGUGAACGUGCCCAUGCACAGUCCGGGCGGCGGCGACUCCGACUCGGAGAGCGACAGCGGCAACGAGGCGGGCAGCAGUCAGAACAGCGGCAACGGCAAGAAAAAUCCGCCACAGAUCUAUCCAUGGAUGAAGCGAGUACAUCUCGGACAGAGCACUGUGAAUGCCAAUGGCGAGACGAAACGACAACGGACCUCAUAUACCCGCUAUCAGACACUGGAACUGGAGAAGGAAUUCCAUUUCAAUCGCUACCUGACGCGCCGGCGACGCAUUGAGAUCGCGCACGCGCUCUGCCUGACGGAGCGACAGAUCAAGAUCUGGUUCCAGAACCGGCGCAUGAAGUGGAAGAAGGAGCACAAGAUGGCGUCAAUGAACAUUGUGCCCUAUCACAUGGGCCCCUAUGGCCAUCCCUAUCACCAGUUCGAUAUCCAUCCGUCACAGUUCGCGCAUCUGAGCGCAUAGGACGCGUGGCACUUUUCGGGUACUGGUUAGAGACUCAAUCAGUUGUAUCAGGAACCAUAUCAGGCGGCGGCAGCGGCCAGCGUGGCCGGCGGCUAUCAGUCACAGGGCUCUCAGGAUGCUACCGCGGCGGCAUCGGUGCUAGGCAGCGCCAG